Dendronephthya gigantea is the source of this 810-nucleotide messenger RNA. RefSeq lists its product as uncharacterized. The record is from RefSeq and is a predicted model, not a curated record. Lineage: Eukaryota; Metazoa; Cnidaria; Anthozoa; Malacalcyonacea; Nephtheidae. The transcript is spliced from 4 exons. Bases 1 to 810 code for a protein of 269 amino acids.
AUGGCUGCAAAGACAGCACCAGAAAUAAUUCCAUUCUUAGACAUUAGAGUGUUGGAUUCGGUGAGGAAGAGUAGUUUCCGAGUCCGACAACUUACACAGUUCCCAGUCGUUAAAACCAUUGGGCAAAUGCGAAAGGAAUUAAUUGAACGUUUGCCUGACGUAAAGAACGUGGAAACUUGCCAGCUUGGUUAUGUGCUGGAGAGGAAUAAAAAAUAUUCCAUUGGUUCUGAUGAUGAACUGCAGAAAGCAUUCGGUCAUUUUCGUGCAGGUUAUCAAAUGUGGUUGGAUCCAGCUUCGUUGACGCAAAAUUUGAUACCAGCCAAAACGUCGACUGGUAAAUCUGCCCAAUCAGAAAAGCCAACAUCUUCAAAGGAAUCCAUAAUUCAAUCCGAAAUUGAACAAUUGCAGAAGAUGCACGGCGACUCGCAUCCUGCCUACAAGUAUCGACUGUGGGCUGAAAUGAUCAUAGUUGGAACAGCAAAUAGACAAUAUGUACCCGAUGUCCCGAUGUUUCACGCGACACCAGCGAAACGGCCGCGAAGAGAAACUUGGUCAGACAAGCUAGGCUCUGCAAGCGAAACAAUUGCUCGUGCAAUCACGGCAGGGCAAAAUGCUGCAAAGCAAAAUGAUGAACAUGUAAACCAGCCGGGUCAAUCUACCGCUUCAGGGUCAACCGAUGCGUCUAAAGCUAUCAUUCGCACACAAAUUUUGAAACAAAUCAAGGAGUUGUAUGAAUUGAAGACAAUUGGGGCCAUUACCGAUGAUGAAUACAAUUCCAAAAAAUAUAUAUUGCUAAAAGAUCUGAAUUAG